Effrenium voratum is the source of this 981-nucleotide messenger RNA. The record is from the annotation of a GenBank genome assembly. NCBI's taxonomy places the organism in Eukaryota, Dinophyceae, Suessiales, Symbiodiniaceae.
AGGACGCCGAACUGGUUAUUGAAGACCCCGGAGGCGAAGAAGCGGAUUGCCGCGACGCCCCCCUCGGGCCCAUCCAUGCAGCGAAGGCUGCGGGAUGACAUUCAGACGGCCCUGCUGCAGGAUUCGGACACGCUUUUGGCAGUAGCCUUGCUGCGGCAGCACCGCUGCCGCGGCAAUCACAGCGUUUACGAGGCGGUGAAGCGCCACAAUUUGAGGGCCUUGGAGUUUCUGCUGCAGCGCCAGGCCGCGGAUCUGGACGAAGCCUGCCUGGGCUGUCGGCCAUUGCACUUGGCGACGCAGGCAUGCAUGUUCAACGGCGACGUGGGCUACUGCAUGACUGAGAUGCUGCUUCAGCACGGAGCCAGGCCUAGCAGCACCAAAGAGGACCUGGAUAUUGACCCGCCACUGCACGGCGCCGCAAAGCGAGGCUGUGCCCCUGCCAUGGCGCUGCUGCUACGUGCCAGGGCCGACCCGGACGAGGUGAAUGCCCAGGGGGAUUCCCCGUUGCAUUUGGCAUGCAGGCAGACGCCCUUCCAGCCCAGCGACAUGCAGAACGAGGUAGUGAGCUUGCUCCUGAGCCAUGGAGCCAUGCCCCUUGCUGUGGACGCUUCUGGAAACACACCCCGAUGCUACGUACAUGAGCGGCAUCUCCAAGAACAGCUUCAGAAGGCCGAGGGCCGUUGGAGCCGUUGGGAGGCGUUGCGGGCGCUGCGCUCUUCGAGGCAGUCUACCAAGAUCCUGCCCGAGCUCGUCGACAACAUCGUGAGCUUUUUCUGACGCGGCAGUUUUUGGCUGAAAGCCGGCAUGUGAGCAAUGCAAGCCUGACGCAAGCCGUAUGCUUUGCGUUUUUGCAUGUGGGUGCAAGUAGUGUACAGACCAAAUUCGAUGCAACCCUUAUGAUGCCCUUCCCCCAACUUCUUGAGAUUGUCAGGGAGUUGGUAUUCUCUGCGACAUCUGGUGCAAAGGCACUGAGGGCAUGAU